GCCAAGUUGCCUGCCUGUGGUGUGUGGUGUGGGGGGGAAGGCCUAGGGCAGCAGGAGCAGGACAGCCAGACAGGCCGGACGGGGUACCAGCGCCUCGACUUCUCUCCUUGGGACACUGUCCAAACUUCGAGGGCCAUAGGCCAACCUGAGCGAUGGGUGCUGAGGAGGAGGUGCUGGUCACACUAUCAGGGGGAGCCCCCUGGGGCUUCCGACUUCAGGGGGGGGCCGAGCAGAGGAAACCCUUACAGGUGUCCAAGAUCCGAAGACGGAGCCAGGCUGGCAGAGCAGGACUCCGAGAGAGGGACCAGCUUUUGGCCAUCAAUGGAGUCUCCUGCACCAGCUUCUCUCAUGCCAGUGCCAUGAGCCUCAUCGAUGCCUCAGGAAAUCAGCUUGUCCUCACCGUGCGGCGGCGAGAGGACGAGGGGCCAGUGCGAUCUCCAUCCCCUGGUGAGCUUCAGGCAUUGUCACCCUUGUCUCCACUGAGUCCUGAGCCCCCUGGUGCUCCAGUUCCCCAGCCUCUCCAGCCUGGGAGCCUCCUUUCACCCCCUGACAGUGAAGCUUACUAUGGAGAGACCGACAGUGAUGCUGAUGGCCCAGCCACACAGGAAAAGCCCCGCCGACCCCGCCGCCGAGGUCCCACAAGGCCCACCGCACCAGGAGCCCCACCUGAUGAGAUCUACCUGUCUGACAGCCCUGCAGAGCCAGCACCUGCUGUCCUUGGCUCUCCCAGCCAGGGUGACAGCCGCCUGAGCUCCCCAUCUUGGGAGGAUGUUUCGACUCUUCAGCCACCCCCAGCUGAAGCCCUGCUGCUGCCCCGUGGCCCCCUCCGGCCUGGCCCUCAUCUCAUCCCUAUGGUGGGGCCUGUUCCCCAUCCAGUGGCAGAAGAUCUCACUACCACCUACACCCAGAAGGCCAAACAAGCCAAACUGCAAAGGGCAGAGAGCCUUCAAGAGAGGAGUGUGAAGGAGGCCAAGACCAAAUGUCGGACGAUUGCGUCCCUGCUAACCGCAGCCCCCAACCCCCACUCCAAGGGGGUGCUAAUGUUUAAGAAACGUCGACAGAGAGCCAAGAAGUACACCCUAGUGAGCUUCGGGGCUGCGGCUGGGACAGGCGCUGAGGAGGAGGACGGCGUCCCUCCGACUAGUGAGUCCGAGCUGGACGAGGAGGCCUUCUCCGACGCCCGCAGCCUCACCAACCAGUCCGACUGGGACAGCCCCUACCUGGACAUGGAGCUAGCCAGGCCGGGUUCAGGUGCAGCAGAGGGCCAGGGCCCGGGGCAGGGAGGGCAGCUGAUUGAGGCCUCCGGGCGAGGGGCCCAACUCUUUGAACAGCAGCGCCAGCGCGCAGCCUCCAGCACCCAGGAGCUGGCCCCAGAGGGUCCAGCAACCAUGCUCAACGGGCAAGGCCUGCAGCCACCACCUCGGGCACAAAGUGCACCGCCAGAGGCGGCUGUGCCCGCAUCCAGCCCUUCGCCAGCCCCUGAAACCAUCCCCAGACCUUUCCUCCCCGGCGGUGGAGUCUCUACCCCAGCUCCAAGCAUCUUUAACCGGUCAGCCAGGCCCUUUACCCCGGGCUUACAAGGGCAUCGGCCAGGUACCACCUCCGUUAUUUUCCGGCCCCUAGCUCCCAAAAGAGCAAAUGAGAGCCUGGGAGGACUGAGCCCCGCCCCGCCGCCUUUCUUGUCCUCUCCGCAGGAGACCACUCCUCUACCUAGCUUCACUUCAGGGGUUCCCAGCCACGUGUCAGCCCCCGGUUCCCCCGGCACCCCACGCUCCUCGGGGCCCCUGACGGCCACCAGCUCUCUGUACAUCCCAGCCCCCAGCCGUCCUGUUACGCCUGGUGGAGCCCCAGAGCCCCCCGCUCCCUCUAGCGGAGCUGCCAUGACCUCCACCGCGUCUAUCUUCCUAUCCGCGCCUCCGCGAUCCGCUCCGCGCCCCGAGGUGCCCGCCCCUGGGCCCGCGGCCCCUGAGCCCCCCAGCGCUCGGGAGCAGCGCAUCUCUGUGCCAGCUGCUCGCACCGGCAUCCUUCAAGAAGCCCGGCGUCGGGGGACCCGGAAGCAGAUGUUCCGGCCGGGAAAUGAGGAGACGAAGAAUUCGCCCAACCCUGAGCUGCUGUCGUUGGUGCAGAACCUGGAUGAAAAACCCCGGGCUGGAGGUGCCGAAUCUGGUCCAGAGGAGGAUGCUCUGAGCCUAGGGGCCGAAGCCUGCAAUUUCAUGCAGCCACCAGGGGGCAGGAGUUAUAAGACGUUGCCUCACGUGACACCUAAAACCCCGCCUCCUAUGGCCCCCAAGACCCCACCCCCUAUGACUCCUAAGACUCCACCCCCAGUGGCUCCUAAGCCCCCAACUCGAGGGUUGCUUGACGGGCUGGUGAAUGGGGCGUCCCCUUCGGCUGGGGUCCCUGAACCACCAAGGCUUCAGGGUAGGGGUGGGGAGCUGUUUGCCAAGCGUCAGAGCCGAGCAGACAGGUAUGUGGUGGAAGCUACACCUGGUCCUGGUCUUGGCCCUCGGCCCAGAAGCCCUUCUCCUACCCCCUCACUGCCCUCUUCCUGGAAAUAUUCACCCAAUAUCCGUGCCCCACCUCCUAUUGCUUACAACCCACUGCUCUCACCCUUUUUCCCCCAAGCUGCCCGAACUCUCCCUAAGGCCCAAAGCCAAGGGCCUCGGGCAGCCCCCAAGCAAGGCAUCAAGGCACUGGAUUUCAUGCGGCACCAGCCCUACCAACUUAAAACUGCCAUGUUCUGUUUUGAUGAGGUUCCUCCUACUCCUGGACCCACCGCCUUAGGGCCUCCCAAAACUGCCCGAGUCCAGGAGAUCCGCCGAUUUUCCACUCCAGCGCCCCAGCCCACUGCAGAGCCACUGGCCCCCACUGUGCUUGCCCCCCGAGCAGCCACUACAUUGGAUGAGCCCAUUUGGAGGGCAGAGCUGACCUCAGCCCCUGUCCUGAGCCCAGCCCCUCCUCCAGAGUCUCCCAGGGGUCUUGGGACUUCCCCCAGCUCCUGUGGCUUUCAGGUAGCCAGGCCCCGGUUCUCAGCUACCAGAACGGGAUUGCAGGCUCAUGUGUGGAGGCCUGGGGCAGGCCACCACUGAACAGGGCACAGCUCCCAGGACCAAGGGGAGGCGGAACAUCCAGUUCCUAAAGUUGCUUCUCUUACUAACACCCCUGCCCCCUCGGCCCGCCCCAGGCAUGUGGAGGCUAAAUUUCCUCCUGCCAGUGAUAGUUUUGGAGUAGGUGUCCCAUGCCCUAGCUUCCUCCUGGCUUUCAACCUUCCUGCUGCUUUCAGACCUGCCAGCUCUGCUUUGGUGUCUGUGCUUCUUUUUGUCUCUGUAGUUCCUUGCCUGGAUCUCUGUCUUAACUCUAGGUCUCUUCACCUACUCUCCUCCACUGGCCUCUAUAUCUCUACAUUUGUGCUUUCUCUGUGGGCUUUGUUUUGACAUUCAGUGGGAAAGACACAAAGAAGUUAUCACUGAGACUUUGGGCAAAGACGUCACCACCGGAUGGGCAUCAAAGGGACUGGACUGGCCCCUGUUUGCACUGAGAUGCUUGCCGCUCCUGACUCUUCUUUCAUAAGCUUGGCUGGCAUAUUCCUAGGUGUGUGUGUGUGUGUGUGUGUGUGUGUGUGUGUACAGAUGUGCUCUUUUGUCUGAGGCAAGAGUAAGGGGAGAGUUCUAGAUAAAGACCCAGUCUGAGUCUUACCAUUGAACUGAUGAAAGAAGUGUCAGCCAUCCCCACAUGGAUUGUCUGGCGGGAGAAACUCACUAAAGAUCAUCAUCUGUAGCAGGUGUAGAGCAUCUUGUGAAACUCACAGAGUAUGAGGAGACUCAAAGGGCCGGGGCAGUUUAUAUGGGUUGAGUUAUACCAGCUGGACCAGGAAUAGAACUAAGAACUCUAUUUCUCAGGAUUUCAGAAAGUAACUUGAGAGGCCCAUGCUGAGCAACCAAACAUCCAGGAAAUGAGAAGAAAAAGAAAAUGUCCUUGGAGAAUGACAAAUUAUUGGCUUUGUUGCUUCAUGAACCUAAGAUAGAAAGGAAGGAGAAAAGAGCCAUUAUGUGGAAAGUGAGCUAGAAACCAGGAGCAGAACAGAUAUGAAUGAAACUGAUUGAGCACAGAGAGGAGCGUGGUGAGGGAGAGUAUAGUGUUGGCAGAGAGUAAAAUUGGGUAAUAAGAAACCAACCAUCUACAGAAAGGGGCACUGGGGAAAAUUUGAGGGAAAAGAAUGUUAGAGUGAAGGGGGAUGAUGGUGGCAGGAUGUGAGAGUGUGUGCUCUGUUGAAAAAACAGGUGGUAUCUGUGCUGCUUCCUUUGAGUCUGUCCCUCUGUCUUUUGCAGUUUGUCAUAACUACCUGGGAAAGGGUAAGGAAACACCCAGAGCCAAGACCUCUUUUUUAGUUCCUCCCCAUCCCUCAAAUCCUAGCUCUUGUUCCUUUUCAGCUUCAGGUCCUGAUCUUUGAUCCUAGAGGGAGAUGGACUCCCCUCUCAGCAUGACCACUGUCAUCGCCCAUCACAUUUGCUGCUUGAUCUGGAAAUUGUUCAUUUCCUUUGCAUAUUGAGUGUGAGUCACAUACCUUGGUUUGUGCACAAGAAUAAACUUAUGCCCCAUA
This is a messenger RNA of Phacochoerus africanus (Common warthog), 4600 nucleotides long. RefSeq names its product synaptopodin 2 like (gene SYNPO2L). Lineage: Eukaryota; Metazoa; Chordata; Mammalia; Artiodactyla; Suidae. Bases 153 to 3089 code for a protein of 978 amino acids. Gene Ontology annotation, cellular component: actin cytoskeleton; nucleus; Z disc. The transcript has 4 exons. Gene Ontology annotation, biological process: positive regulation of actin filament bundle assembly. Gene Ontology annotation, molecular function: actin binding. The record is from RefSeq and is a predicted model, not a curated record.